Fusarium mangiferae is the source of this 1557-nucleotide messenger RNA. Its product is annotated as putative MFS transporter. The transcript is spliced from 5 exons. The record is from RefSeq and is a predicted model, not a curated record. Gene Ontology annotation, molecular function: transmembrane transporter activity. The coding region runs from base 1 to 1557 and encodes 518 amino acids. NCBI's taxonomy places the organism in Eukaryota, Fungi, Ascomycota, Sordariomycetes, Hypocreales, Nectriaceae. Gene Ontology annotation, biological process: transmembrane transport.
AUGUCAGAGAGCUUCCCGAACGAAGAGAAGCUCGUACCGCUUGACGUGUCCGUCAAGGAAAAUCACGCCCAAUCUGAGUCGCAGAUCACCCAACCGGAAAAUGACGGUCGCCAGCCAGUCCCACUAUCUUGGAAGCUCGCCUCCAUCGUCCUCGUCACUGCAAUUGGCUUCGGGUCGCAAUGGAGCUCUGGUGUGACAUCUGCCAUGAAGAGUACCAUCAAGAAAGAACUGCACAUCAACAACACCCAAUUCUCCCUCUUGGAGGCUAGCGAGGAUUUCAUGGUCACUGCUCUAAUGCUUGUUAGUGGUAUAGUGACUGACAGAAUUGGUGGAGCCGGCGCGAUGCUGUAUGGCAAUCUUAUCUAUUCGGUCGGAUCGGUCUUGGUAGCUGGAGCGGCCCAGACCCGAUCAUACAAGUUCAUGAUGGCUGGCCGGGUCGUGCGCGCUCUUGGUGAUAUCGCCACCCAAGUCGCCCAGUACAAAGUCUUCUCAUCGUGGUUCGCUCCCGGCAACGGAUUCGCCUCAACCCUAGGCUUCGAAUUAGGUAUUGGUAAGAUCGGAGCUUUUGCCGGCAAGUCUUCAGCCAACAUCAUCUCCAAGAGACUCGGUUUCGCGUGGGUUUUCUGGAUUGCGGUAUUUAUGAACAUCUUCACCAAUGUCAUGACGGGUGUCUUCUACUUCUUCACCAAGGUUGCCAAUCGUCGCUAUCAUGGUAUCAACGAUCCAGCUACGGGUGAGAAGCUUACUGAAAAGACGCGCAAGUUCGAAUAUCGCAAGGUUCUGGAACUACCGUGGACAUUCUGGGCUGUCAUGGGCUUUUCGCUGUUCGAAACGAGCGCUGCCAUCGUUUUCCUGCAGAAUGCGACAGAACUUGCUGAACAGAGAUUCGGCACGGAUUCUAUUGCAGCUGGAUGGUAUAGCUCCGUUUUGCAAUACUCAGGUUUCUUUGUUGUUCCUUUACUGGGAGUAUUCCUCGAUCUUUAUGGAAGCCGCAUUUCCGUCUUGGUCUUUUGCGGCAUUGGCAUGUUUAUCUCGAUGCUUCUGGUUUGCUUCUCUGGGGCCGUCAAAGGAACAGCCGCAUCAUUCGGCGUCUUUGCUUUCGCUUACUGCUUCGGUCCUACUACGAUUAUUGAUAGCACACGUACAUCCAUGUGGGACAGCACCGUCUUUGGCUCUGCUUACGCCAUUAAAAUCACAAUGAACAAUGCGAUGAAUAUCAUUGUCAGAAUCAUCACCGGAAAGAUUCAAGACGCCGAUAACAACUCAUACGACAAGGUGACGAUCGUCUACGUCGUCCUCGCUGGACUAUCCGUCGUAGUAUCGAUACUGCUCGCCAUCGGGGCAUGGAAGUCUGUGGACCUUGGACACCUCCAAUGGUCACGAAAGAAGAGAAUUGCACAAGGCUCCUUGCUCAAUGAAAGAAAGGAAAUCUUCACCAAGGAAAACGGAGAGAAAAAUAGGCGCGUAUCGUUGGCUUGCUUCGCUACACUGAUCUUGUUAAUCAUUGGUAGCUGGUGCGGUUACUUCUGGGGAGUUGCCACUGGAAACAAUGAUUAG